Messenger RNA from Athene cunicularia (burrowing owl), 4303 nucleotides. RefSeq names its product glutaminyl-tRNA synthetase (gene QARS1). Gene Ontology annotation, cellular component: membrane; aminoacyl-tRNA synthetase multienzyme complex; cytosol. Gene Ontology annotation, biological process: translation; glutaminyl-tRNA aminoacylation. The record is from RefSeq and is a predicted model, not a curated record. Bases 1 to 4170 code for a protein of 1389 amino acids. Gene Ontology annotation, molecular function: ATP binding; glutamine-tRNA ligase activity. The transcript has 34 exons. NCBI's taxonomy places the organism in Eukaryota, Metazoa, Chordata, Aves, Strigiformes, Strigidae.
AUGGCCAGCUGCGGGAGCAGGGCUGCCGGGGCACACGCUGUCCUAGAACACUUGCACGACGAAGACAUCGGGCAGCAGGACAGAAACUGCCGGGAAGGACUCACCAACGGAACCCCGCUUUGCAGGAACAAGGUGCUGCGGCUCUCGGGGGACCUCAGCGAGCCGGGGGAGAUGAACUGGCAGAUGAUCCUCUGCUUGGUCACCACCUGGGUCGUCGUCUACUUCUGCAUCUGGAAGGGCGUCAAGUCGACUGGGAAGAUUGUUUACUUCACGGCACUCUUCCCCUACGUGGUUCUCAUCCUGCUGCUGGUCCACGGCGUGACGCUGCCCGGGGCGCUGGGUGGCAUCGUCUACUACCUGAAACCCGACUGGUCCAAGCUGGCUGAGGCGCAGGUCUGGAUCGAUGCUGGCACCCAGAUCUUCUUCUCCUACGCCAUCGGGCUGGGCGCCCUGACCGCGCUGGGCAGCUACAACCGCUUCCACAACAAUUGCUACAGGGACGCCUACAUCCUGGCCGUGAUCAACAGCUCCACCAGCUUCUUCGCCGGCUUCGUCGUCUUCUCUGUGCUGGGCUUCAUGGCCUCCGAGCAAGGCGUGGACAUCUCUAAGGUGGCCGAGUCCGGCCCCGGGCUGGCUUUCAUCGCCUACCCCAAAGCCGUGACGCUGAUGCCCUUGUCCCCGCUCUGGGCCACGCUCUUCUUCUUCAUGCUCCUCGUGCUGGGGCUGGACAGCCAGUUUGUCGGCGUGGAGGGUUUCAUCACGGGCAUCCUGGACCUGUUCCCUCAGCCGGGGGCUGGCUCGCUGCGCCGCGAGCUCACCGCUGCGCUCUGCUGCAUCGUCUGCUGCCUCAUCGACCUCUCCAUGGUCACGCAGGGCGGCAUGUACGUGUUCCAGCUCUUUGACAACUACUCGGCCAGCGGGAUCACGCUGCUGUGGCAGGCUUUCUGGGAGUGCGUGGUCAUUGCCUGGGUCUAUGGCGCCGACCGCUUCAUGGACGACGUGGCCCGUAUGAUCGGGUACCGGCCCCUGCCCUUCAUGAAGUGGUGCUGGGCCGUGGUGACCCCGCUGGUCUGCGUGGGCAUCUUCGUGUUCCACGUGGUGAACUACAAGCCACUGACCUACAACAAGACGUACGUGUACCCGUGGUGGGGGGACGCCAUCGGCUGGGUUCUGGCACUCUCCUCCAUGCUCUGCAUCCCCUGCACCGUCCUCUACAAGCUCCUGCGCUGCAAAGGCUCCCUGCGCGAGGAGACCUUCCCCAUCCCAGUCUCACCUCCAUCCCCAUCCAAAUCCCACCCCUGUCCCCACCUCGGUCCCAUUCCCACAUGCCAAGGGGCUGCACCCAGGUCCAGGCGCUCCCUGGGUGCUGACGCGGUGUCCCCGGGUGCUGACACGGCGUCCCCGCAGCGCUGGCAGCUCCUGACCACUCCAAUCUGGGGUGGUGGGGCAACCCUGGAUCGCCUACACGGACCCCAAGUACGAGGGGGAGCCGCACGCCUUCGAGGAAGGCGAGUACCCCUCGGUGCCUUCAAAGUGGUGACAGAGGAGACCAACUUGGCAUAUGGGUACUUCAACGACCGGGUGGCCUCCCAUGUGGUGCAGCGAGGCGUCUGGCUGCUCUACCAACACCCCGGCCGGGGUGGUUGGCACUGCCUGGCGUGGCCCGGUGAGCGUCUCGCUGACUAUAAACCCGAGUUGAACUUCCAGGCUCGGUUGUCCCACCUGCGGCCGUUGCGGCCCGGGCGGCCCCUGGUCUCGGCGCGUCUCCUCUGGGAGCAGAAGCGGGUGGAGGCGGAGCGGGAGGUGCUGGUGGAUGAGAUCGAGGGGGUGAACGAGACAGACUCGGAGCAGGCGCUGGCAGCCAGCAGCAGCCGGGAGUAUGGCACCACGCUCUGGCAGAGCUUCCACUUCAGCAACGCCACCAGCCUCAAAGCUGGGCUCGCCUUCACGCUGACCGUGGAAGCCUCCAACAUCUUCACGGUGCAGAAAGGGCGCAGCGAAUCCAACACCCGCCGGCAACGCGUGGAGGUGCAGCUGCCGGCUAAGAUCCCCCCGCGCACGGCACUCAGCAUCCAGGUCUUGAGAAAGGAGGUGACACUUUCCGUCCCGGUCCUGCUGACCAUCACCCAGAACGAAGCCGUCCGUACGGAGAUGGGCGAGUACCGCAGCGUCUCGGCCAGCUCAGCCCACGCUGAGCACCACGCGCGUGGUGGCCUGGGGCAAGGGCUGCCUCCAGCUGCUGGCCACGGCCUCCUGGCUAAAGCCACCCCCCCCGGGCUGGGCCGUGCCCCUGGCCCCCGGGGUGCCCUGUCCGCAGGGGAGGCGCGGAGCCGGCUGCGCUGGGCGGACGGGAAGACCAUCAAGAACGAGGUGGACCUGCAGGUGCUGCAUUUGCUGGGGCCAAAGACAGAAGCUGACCUGGAAAAGAAACCAAAGGCUGCGAAGGCCCGGCUGGCCCCAGCAGAGAAGCAGAAGGUGGUUGUGGUGGAGAACGGUGAGGUGGGCACGGAGACGCGGUCACUGAUGGAGCAGCUGCGGGGAGAAGCCCUCAAGUUCCACAAGCCGGGAGAGAACUACAAGACAGAGGGCUACGUGGUGACACCCAACACCAUGGCUCUGCUGAAACAUCACCUGACAGUCACGGGUGGGCAGGUGCGGACACGGUUCCCUCCUGAGCCCAACGGGAUCCUGCACAUCGGCCAUGCCAAGGCCAUCAACUUCAAUUUUGGCUAUGCCAAGGCCAACGGUGGCGUGUGCUUCCUGCGCUAUGACGACACCAACCCCGAGAAGGAGGAGGAGAAGUACUUCACAGCCAUCCGGGAGAUGGUGGAGUGGCUGGGCUACCAGCCCUACGCAGUGACCCAUGCAUCAGAUUACUUUGACCAACUGUACACCUGGGCCCUGGAGCUCAUCCGCAGGGGCCAGGCGUACGUCUGCCAUCAGAAGGUUGAGGAGAUCAAGGGCCACAACCCACCACCCUCCCCAUGGCGGGACCGGCCUGUGGAGGAGUCGCUCCUGCUCUUUGAGGACAUGCGAAAGGGCAAGUUUGGGGAGGGGGAGGCCACACUGCGGAUGAAGUUGGUGAUGGAGGAUGGGAAGAUGGACCCUGUCGCCUACCGUGUCAAGUUCACUCCGCACCACCGCACCGGGGACAAGUGGUGCAUCUACCCCACGUAUGACUACACACACUGCCUCUGCGACUCCAUCGAGCACAUCACACACUCCCUCUGCACCAAGGAGUUCCAGGCCAGGCGCUCCUCCUACUUCUGGCUGUGCAACGCGCUGGAUGUCUACUGCCCCGUGCAGUGGGAGUACGGGCGCCUGAACCUGCUCUACACCGUCGUUUCCAAGAGGAAGAUCAUCCAGCUGGUGGAGACGGGUGCUGUGAGGGACUGGGAUGACCCGCGGCUCUUCACACUGACGGCCCUGCGCCGGAGAGGCUUCCCCCCCGAGGCCAUCAAUAACUUCUGUGCCCGGGUCGGUGUGACAGUGGCCCAGGCGACGAUGGAGCCACAUCUGCUGGAGGCAUGUGGAAGGGAUCUGAGCUGGGGUGGGAAUGGGGUUCCUCAAGGUCAACAUUCACCCCCUCCUUCUCCCCAGGCACUUGAGGUCCUUGUGCCCAACUUCCCAGCUGAUGAGAGCCGGGGUUUUCACAAAGUGCCCUUCCAGUCUACCGUCUACAUCGAGGAGACGGACUUCAGGGAGGAGGUGGACAAGGGCUACAAGCGCCUGGCCCCCGGGCAGCCAGUGGGGCUGCGCCACGCUGGUUAUGUCAUCGCUAUCCAGAACGUCAUCAAGGACGCCAGUGGGCAUGUGAUCGAGCUGGAGGUGACCUGCACCAAGUCGGACGUGGCGGAGAAGCCCAAAGCCUUCAUCCACUGGGUGUCGGAGCCGCUGGUGUGUGAAGUGCGGCUCUACGAGCGGCUGUUUUUGCACAAAAAUCCCGAGGACCCGUCAGAGGUGCCCGGUGGCUUUCUGAGUGACCUCAAUCCUGACUCCCUGCGCGUGGUCCGCAGCGCCCUGGUCGACAGCUCCGUUCUCUCCGCCCGGCCCUUCGAUAAAUUCCAGUUUGAGCGACUGGGUUACUUCUCAGUGGAUCCUGACAGCGAGGAGGGGAAGAUGGUGUUCAACCGGACAGUGACGCUGAAGGAGGACCCCGGCAAGGCCUGAGGGCCCCUCCGCUGCUGCCCCGCCGCCGUGGUGCUGCUUCCCCGGGGAUCCCUGUGCACCCCCAGAGCCGCCGUGCCUUGGCGCAGCCCCCCAGGGCGCCCCCCAGCAUCGUCUCAAUAAAUGGAGCAUCCCA